This is a messenger RNA of Anopheles stephensi (Asian malaria mosquito), 2274 nucleotides long. Its product is annotated as transcription factor grauzone-like. The record is from RefSeq and is a predicted model, not a curated record. Gene Ontology annotation, cellular component: nucleus. The transcript has 3 exons. NCBI's taxonomy places the organism in Eukaryota, Metazoa, Arthropoda, Insecta, Diptera, Culicidae. Bases 108 to 1664 code for a protein of 518 amino acids. Gene Ontology annotation, molecular function: zinc ion binding; DNA-binding transcription factor activity.
ACCAUCAGAGUUUGUUGUUUUUCACGAUUCAAACAUGCAAGGAUGUUCGUAAACAGUGUCUGCAGGCGGUAAAAGGAAAUUAUCCCGCUUUGCUCGUAAUACGCACGAUGGAAAACAUGGACCGUGUGUGUCAUUUGUGUUUCGAUGGCGAAGGGCAGAACCUGGUGUUGUUAAACGACCAGGAACUAAUGGCGAAGAUAGAUCGUGUGUUUUACUUUGAGGUAACACAAUUUUCACAGUCGUGUGCUAUGAUCUGUGUUGCAUGCAGACAAACCAUCGAAGAGUUUUACUGGUACGCCGAAAAGGUAGCACAGAAUCAGGCACAGCUGCGGGACAGGAUACGCACGGAACUAGCGAGAGCACAGGAUCAUACGGCGGUGGAUGGUAUUACAAGCUUCCCCGACGAUGCUGGUUCGCUGGAAGAGGUUGAAUGUUUAGACGAGGCAUGGCAGGAAGAUCACCUAAAAGCAUUAAACGAAAGCACUGAUGCAAACAAAGCUCCGUCGGUGAGCAGCGAUUCAGAUGAUGACGAAUCGAACCAAAACUGGAUGCCCGACGAUGACGAAGAGGAGGAGGUGGAGGAGUUGCAGGAAAGUGAAAGCCCUUUUCCUGUGCAUUCCAAACGGCUCAGACUCUCAAAUCGUACUACUCUGCGCGUUUCAAAAGAGCAAGAAGCAACCCAACAAACUGACCACGAAAGGAGCGGCAACGAACUAUCGCCCCAGCUUUCUGCCGAACGGUUGGUCCUGCAGCAUCACAACCUGUCGUGCGAUCUCUGCUCGGCCCCGCUGUCCGAUUUCAGCCAUCUGCACAAACACUACAAAAUCGAACACAGCACCAAAGGCUAUCUGCGGUGCUGCAAUCGGAUGAUCUACAAAAAAUGUUGGAUGAUCGAACAUCUGCAGGUACACCUCAAUCCGGACACGUUCCGGUGCGAACUGUGCGCCAAAAGUUACUCCUCCAGCAAAGUGCUCAAGGAGCACACGAAGGAAGUGCACGCACCGGCCGCCGAACGAUCCUUACCCUGCACCAAAUGCUCCAAAGCGUUCGUAUCCCGGUCGCAUCUGAAUGCGCACAUUAUGGUAGCGCACGGUACGGUACCGUGCCCGCAGUGUCAAAAGGUGCUGGCUAGCCAGGGUUCGCUGCGCAAACACAUGGUGGCGGUGCACGGUGAAGGGGAGCAGCAUGUGUGUGAGGUGUGUGCCCGGGUUUUCCGGUCGAAGCAGUGUUUUGAUGCGCACCGGAAGGAGCACGAAGGGCGCCAGCACGAGGGCAAGGUGCAGUGUGACCAGUGCGACGUUUGGCUCACGAACAAGUACUGCCUCCGGAAGCACGUACGCCGCAUGCACUCGCAGCAGGAAGCGGGUGAGGUUGCGUGUGAGACGUGUGGGAAAAUGGCACCGAACAGGGAAGCGCUGUACAAUCACGUCCGGCGAUCGCACACCGCAACACGAUUCGAGUGUAGCUGGUGCGACAAGAAAUUUAAGCGAUCUCACCAUAUGAGGGAACAUAUCGCCAUUCACCACACCGGAGAGGAGCUGUACGGUUGUCCGCAUUGUUCGGAACGAUUCAAUACGAAGAACAAACAAUAUUUGCAUCGCAGAACCGUUCACACCGAGGAGUACGAGGAGGAGAUUAGGAAGCGAAAGUUAAAGCAACUAUAAAAAGAGGCAACACGGCGGUUAAAAAACAAUCCUUCCAGAUCGGCUGGCCCCCCCGUACGCAGGGCUGACUAAUUUGCUAAGGGUAAAUCAGGUCACAGAAAGCCAGAAAAGGCAGGCCGAAACCUUUCGAGCUCGCUGGUUAGGGCACGUGAUGAUGAGGAUUCCAGGCUCAUGCCCUCCCAGGAAGGUGCCCUCGCUAGCGACCCGUUCGGCACGAGGCGUAGAGGUCCACAGCGAGCUCGUUAGCUGGAUCAGGUGGAGUCAGACCUGAGAGAGAUCGGGAAAUCGGAUUAGACUCCAGACCAUGUCUUUUAGACGUGCUCUCCAUCUCACUUGGCCUGCUCAAGAAAGGAGAAGAAAUUGUACGAGAGAUCCUCCAAGAUUGGACUAGGGUGCUGAGAGAGAGAAUAAGCUGCCCGUCGCCUUAAACCAUGUGACCAUAGGACGCAAAGGACACGACCAAGAGCAUUUCCGUCAGGAACGCCAGUCAUGUGAGGUGAGAAGCGAACAUUCCAAAGCAAAACAUCUUACAAAAGAUCGAAGUUGCUCCAGUUCUUGGACGAGUGAUUCAAAUACUCCAAAUAUAACAACUGUUGCCAACUAUAAUAUA